UUGCCGCAGAAUAUAAGCAGUCGAUUUCAGAUACAUGUAUUACUUCCCUUGAAGUAGAAUCCUCCAUUUGCCGUCCAAAGCGAUUGCGCUGCUAUUUUUAUGACUUUCUUCUACGAAUUUGUACUUGUAUUUUGUCCCUAUAUGUAGGACGCCCUUAACUCGUAUUUUGCUGACUUUGAGAUAUGGAGGAACAAGCAGCCACCCUCCUAGUACGCCAUUUGCCAAGUGAACUUGAGGAUCAAGAGAAAAUAGAUCUGCUAUGUCACUUUGGAGCCCAAGCUGUUAGACCUAUGGGUACAAAGGGUCCAAUGAAACAUGCAGCUUUUGCUAGAUUUUCAAACCAUGAGUCAGCAGAAAAGUGCCUUAAAAGACUGCAUCAGUUAGAGGUAUUAGGCCACAAACUGGUUGUACAGUUUGCUCAGUCUCAACAUGAAAAAUAUUUUCCGUCUGAAAGUGCAGGAACCAAAUCAAAAUCAAAAGAAAAAGAUGAAUCUAUUUCAGAAGGUGACGUUUUAUGUAUGUCAGAACAGUCUGUUACAAAGACGGUUGAAGAUGCCUUUAGGAAACAUAAUAUACCAUACCCAAAGAAGCCAACAUUGUACUACAUGUACCCUCCACCAACAGUGUCUACCUUAACAAACAUUGCCAAUGCUUUAGCUUCACAUCCGAAGUUCUACACCCAAGUUCUUCAUUUGAUGAACAAAAUGAAUUUGCCCUGUCCAUUUGGACCAGUAACCGCAUCUCCACCUUUGGCUUUAGAUAGAGCUAGAUAUAUGGCACAUGAGAAGACAGUGGGAAAAGGUACAAGUUAUUCUGCUUCUGACGGAGACAUUGAAGAGGUACAGAUGGAAUACUCAAGUACAGAAGAGUCAGAAAUUGAAUCUGACACUGAAAGCAAGAAAGUUAAAAACCUACAGUCUGAUCAAGAAACUGGCAUACGGAAGGUUAUGAAGAGACCAAGGAAGAAAAUGAAACUUGUCCAGCCAGAUAUGUCAAUGAUUGUAAAACCAGCUUCUGUUCAAAAUCCUAGUGAACUGUUUGAAGCAACAAGUCUGAAGACUGCACAGAUCCAGUUUAAUAUAUCAGAGACAGACAUUAUGAAACAAUUACAUACAGCAAGUAGAGACACAGGACAAGAGACCCAGGAGAAUUUUAAUGUAUCAGAAGGUGGAUUUGGAAAGGUGGAGCCACAGAAAUCAAAAGCUGAAGUUGAAGUAAAAAAACCUGAUGUAAAUUACAAGAUAGACCACAAUGCAUUCCUAACCAAGAGGCAAAUAGAAGAAGGGAGAUUAAAGAAAGAUCAAAUUAAAGAUUUCUCAGUGUUUAAAAAUUACUCAGCAGGUGAACCUACAAGCAGGUUAUACAUAAAGAAUUUGACAAAGCACACAACAGAGCAAGACUUACUAAAUGUUUUUGGUUUGUUUGUUGAUUGGUCACAAGACUUGGCAUGCGAUACAUUCGAUAUAAGACUGAUGAAGGAGGGGAGAAUGAAAGGGCAAGCAUUUAUCACUCUACCAAAUGAAAAAGAAGCAAAAGAAAUUGUGAAGGAAUGCAAUGGUUUUAUUCUGAAUAAUAAACCAAUUGUGAUUCAGUUUGCACGCUCAGCAAAGGCAAAACAAGUUGAUAAGCCUAUAGAUGAGACAAGUAUACAAUAAGCAGUGCAAAAGGCUGCAUUGUGACAAAUACUGUACAUUGAUGAUUGAUGUUUUAUUGUAGGGCUGGGAUGAUUUCAAAACUUCGAAACCGGUUAAUCGUUUGUAUGAAAUCGAAUCGAACCGGUUAAUCAGCCACCAUAUUGAAAAUGCUGUUUUCUUUCCUGACGACCGUAUCAAGGUACUUCCUGCAGCUGACUUCAUUAGGAACUAACUGACUAUAUUGUUUGAAAGCAGUGUGAUAAUAAGUCAUAUUUUGGUAUAUUUUAUUUAGCUACGCUUGUAAGUUACUCAAUCUUGCACUUUUUAGUAGAGACAAGCUAUGAACAUAAAAUUAUUGAAGGUUAUGUCAAAUAGAAAUCUGGAUAUGGAACAUUUUCGCACUUCCUCUUGUCAGGGGCAGACAACUCAUAUUAUGGAUAUUUUCAGCAAAUUUCAUUUUAAAUCGUCAUAUAUUUCGCUCAGUUUUAAAUAAAAAUUAAGGAUUUUUUGGAUUGAAGUGUUUUGUGUUAAUAUCUUUCUAUUUAUAGUAAUAAAUGCAUCUUUGCUUUCAAGUUUAUUCAUGCACAACGACUUCCAUUUUUUUAACAAAAACGCUCAUAGUAGUUAUAUUUUUUAAUGAAACCUGACAAAAUUGUUAUAUAAUUUAUCUUUAUAGGAAUGCUAAAUUAAAACAAUAUAAAUAAAUCAUAUAUUUCAGAAAAAGACAAAAAUCUUUCAUUCUGA
Mercenaria mercenaria is the source of this 2378-nucleotide messenger RNA. Its product is annotated as RNA-binding region-containing protein 3-like. The record is from RefSeq and is a predicted model, not a curated record. Bases 183 to 1655 code for a protein of 490 amino acids. Lineage: Eukaryota; Metazoa; Mollusca; Bivalvia; Venerida; Veneridae. Gene Ontology annotation, molecular function: pre-mRNA intronic binding; protein binding; U12 snRNA binding. Gene Ontology annotation, cellular component: U12-type spliceosomal complex; mitochondrion. Gene Ontology annotation, biological process: mRNA splicing, via spliceosome; nuclear-transcribed mRNA catabolic process, deadenylation-dependent decay. The transcript has 2 exons.